Molecule: messenger RNA, 1844 nt
Organism: Carassius gibelio (silver crucian carp)
Lineage: Eukaryota; Metazoa; Chordata; Actinopteri; Cypriniformes; Cyprinidae
Product: spindle and kinetochore-associated protein 2-like
Exons: 7
Coding region: 779-1372 (197 amino acids)
Biological process (GO): chromosome segregation; cell division; mitotic cell cycle
Cellular component (GO): spindle microtubule; outer kinetochore
Molecular function (GO): microtubule binding
Source: RefSeq, a predicted model, not a curated record
CUUAUUCUACACUAUGGGUUUAUAUACACAUCAAGUUAUUGUACCAAUUGUCAUUAAUUGAUAAAAAUGUAUAUUAAAUGUGUCCAUUGCUUUUGGAAGACGUACUACAGACAGACUUGUUCGUAGAGGUUUACCUUUUGAAGACUGAUAAAUUGUAUGGCUGCAUAUUCUCAUGAAAACUAUAUUGGUAUUCUGUUCAAGUAAAACCAUAAUAACAUGAAUUAUUUUUUUUUUCAGGAGUUCAAAUAUCAUUAGGAAGUUGUAGCGAACUAACAUUAGUAACUUUACCUAACUGCCUGUGUCAGAACAGUGCUGCAUGUAUAUAAUAAAAAUAAUAAUAAUUCUAUAUUCACCAUGUAUGUGAAAUUACUUUUAAUUCCCAGUUAUUUUGAGUAAAAAAUUAUGGCUGUUACCUAUCAAAUUAAAUAAUCUAAAAAAGCUAUGAUUAACAAAAUGCUAUAAUAGUAAGAACUCGCUUUUUAAAUUGUUGCCUUUUUUAUGAACUAUCUACAUGUAUGUAUCUCAGCACUAUUAUGUUGUAAUGUUUAUGUGACAACUGUGUUUUUUUCCCCAGGCUUUUUGUUGACAUUAUUUACAUGCAAAUGGACCAGCCUGAAUGCAUACCGUCUGUCCAGUGCCCCUUUUAUAUUGUACUACUGAUAACUCCGUUAUUAAAGCAGUGCAAUGUUAAAAGGGCAUUGGCCAGGGAUUUUUCUCAAAGUUCCAGAAAACAGAGGCUGAUAUAGAAUAUGUGGAAAAGCGGCUGAAAUUUGACUUCAUGGCCAAUGCGCGAGAAGCAGGGACAGUUGAGGGAAACCCUCUUCAGUUGCUGGAGAACUUGUCGGCAAUCAAAGCACGGCAUGCAGCCCUGUGCGCACAGGUGGAGGAGAUCGAGGUGGAACAGAAACGAUCCAUGGACUCAAUACGAGCUCACCUGGACACCACAGUGCGGAUGGUUAACCAGCUACAGAGCACAGCAGAUGUGCAGGUUCCACCACUGACCGAAGAAGAGCAAGAAGCGAGAGAUGUUCUCUGCUCAUCCCUUUCUGCGUUAAAUGUAGAGGCCAUGCUGACAGAAGAACCUCAAACUCAAGCACAGUCUGAAUCACAGAAUAUGUGUGAAGAGGUGUCUGAGGGGACAUUUGAGACUGUCCCACGUAGUGUACGUAGUAACUUGAAACUGAAUGACCUCAAUACGUUCUAUAAGCAGUUAUCCGAGCACUUCUCAGAUAAGAACAGAGGGCCAAUAAGCACUCAGAGGAUGAAGAAGCUGAAGAUGAAAGUCAGUGAUUCUGCACUGAAGACCUUACAGCACCUUAAACUCAUUGAGCUGGAUAAUAAAGGACUUGUGUCAUUGCUGGCAAAAGACUGAGAAACGAAAUAAGAUGCACAAAACCCCACCAAAACAUGUAAAUCCUCCAGUUCCUUCCACCAUUGUUCUAAACUAAAACCCUUCUUACACUUUGAUUGGAUCAGCAGUUUAGAACAGGACUGACAGUGGACUUGAAAACAUUUCAAAAACAUUGCUUCCGUGAAGUAUAUCCAUGAAUCAGGAUUGCAUAAUUUAUUUUUCUGUCCCAUUUCCUAUGCAUAAUGUUAUGCAGCCAUUAUUAAAUUAUAGCAUAACCUGUUGUGGCAUCAUUAGAUUUGUAUAAGAAAGAAACUGUACAGCAUAAGUUUAUUUUUUGUUAAGGGAAACAGGUAUUUAUGUAAUUUCAGAUCAGUGAAGCAUAGGAGAACAUAUUUCAAUGUCAAAUUCAGUGUAUUCACUUUUUUUUUUUUCUUUUUUUUUUUUUGGCUUGCUGUUGUAAUUACUUUGAGUAUGCAAUAAAAUAUAUUUUAUA